This is a messenger RNA of Xiphias gladius (swordfish), 3078 nucleotides long. RefSeq names its product serine protease 35 (gene prss35). Gene Ontology annotation, molecular function: serine-type endopeptidase activity. The coding region runs from base 181 to 1455 and encodes 424 amino acids. Gene Ontology annotation, biological process: proteolysis. The transcript is spliced from 2 exons. The record is from RefSeq and is a predicted model, not a curated record. Lineage: Eukaryota; Metazoa; Chordata; Actinopteri; Istiophoriformes; Xiphiidae.
GGCUGCGACUUUCUCUCAGCCUCUUUGAAGAAGCGAUGCGGAGAAGGGAGCCGUCGCCCUGCUGAUACCUGCGCGUCUGGGAUGCAGUAACGCCCGUUUGUUUCUGGUGGGAUCAAACACACAUUGCGGAUUUGUCAAAUCCAUCAAUCGGAUGAUAGCAGAGCCAGGCCCAACUUAAGAAUGGGCCCCAUACCCCUGUGUGUCCUGCUCCCAGUGAUGGUACUGGCUGUGGCGGUGGCUGUAGCUGCUGAGGAGAACACAGUUGAUGAUGAGUAUACCUGGCCUCAGUGGAAGGUGCCUCUAGUAAGGAAAAGACGUACUGUGCCUCUCAGCAGCCCCAACUUCUCAGCCCAUCCACAACUGGAGCUAAGUGGGACCUGUGGGAUCGAGUGUCAGCGUCAACUCCCUACACCUUCUCUGGAUGACCUUGAGCAGUUUUUGUCCUAUGAGACGGUCUAUGAGAAUGGUACACGCACGUAUACUUCAGUUUCUGUGCAAGGUCUCAAUGAGGUGACAGCCUGGACCAGAAAUGUCUCGUCUAGCUCCCGCCACAAACGGGAGGUGUAUGGCACAGACACCCGCUUCACCAUCUCUGAUAAGCAGUUCUCUACCAAAUAUCCCUUCUCCUCCUCUGUGAAGAUCUCCACAGGAUGUUCUGGGGUCCUGGUAUCACCUAAACAUGUGCUGACAGCUGCCCACUGCAUCCAUGAUGGGAAGGAUUAUUUAAAUGGAGCGCAGAAACUACGUGUUGGUAUUCUAAAGGAGAAGUCCAGACGAGGGAAAGGAGGCAAAGGGAGAGGAGGGCAAGGAAAGGGCAAAAGGAGAAAGGGAGACAAAGAUAAAGAAGAAGUCCAGGAAAAGGAAGAGAAUGAUGGGAAAGGGGACCGUAAAGGAAAAGGGAAAGGUAGGAAGAGCCGGAGUCGGCGAAGUGUGGAAUCAGAGAAACCUUCAUUUAGGUGGACCAGGGUCAAGAAGACCCAGAUCCCUAAGGGUUGGUUCAAAGGUGUGUCUGAUGGACUGGCUGCAGAUUAUGACUACGCUGUGCUGGAGCUGAAGAAAGCCCCAAAAGUCAAGCACAUGGAUCUGGGUGUUAUCCCCUCAGUCAAGAAACUUCCUGCUGGGAGGAUCCACUUCUCUGGCUUUGAUGAUGACCGGCCUGGCAACCUGGUCUACCGGUUCUGUUCUGUAUCUGAGGAAUCCAAUGAUUUACUUUAUCAAUACUGCGAUGCCAAACCUGGCUCCAGUGGCUCUGGGGUCUACAUCCGCCUCAAAGAGCAUGGCAAGAAGAAGUGGAAGAGGAAGAUUGUUGGGGUAUUUUCUGGUCACCAGUGGGUGGAUGUAAACGGGAACGGGAUGCAACAGGAUUACAACGUGGCAGUGAGGAUAACCCCCCUCAAAUAUGCUCAGAUCUGCUACUGGGUCAACGGGGACUCAAGUGAGUGCCAGGUAUCCUAAGACAACACAGAAUUCCCUCUUAACCACCAGUCUGUUUCUAUCCCUCAGAAAACCUCUAUACAUGGGACAUCUUACCUAUUUUAACCCCCCAACCUCCUAUCCCCAACCAGGGGCCCAAUGACUGCCUCUCCUAAUCCUGCCUUCCUGUUACCUCCUGCACCUCCCAGCAACUCCUCCUCCACUGAUUUACACCCAUCCACAGACACACACACACACACAAACACACACACACACACACAUGCACACAUACACACACACACACAGCCAUGCAGACUCAGUGUUGACAACCAUAGGAGCUUGUCAACUCAUCGAGAGAACUAUGGCUUUUCAGCUUUUCUAAUUUAUUUGCUAAAAAAACAACUAAGAAAAAAAUAUGUAUUGUAUGUAUUUACAGAUCAGUCAGAUCUGCAGUUCUCUUUCUAUUUUGGCUCUUUUUAAAAACAUUGACCUUUUUGGAUACAGUUUUGGAAAGUGUGUAUAUUCAAAUGUUUGUGAGAGAAAUCCUGGUACAUUCGGUUUAUAUCCCAACUAGCCUUUGUAUGGAGAGACUUGCAUUUUCAAGUGUUCUCCACCACUGUAAAGAAGAUUGCGUGCAUUGGCUUUGACAAAAGACCCAGGAAAAAUAAAUGUUAACUUUUGUUUUACAAAUGAACUAUAUAGAGAUAUUGAGAUUACCGUUUUUAUAAACAACUUAAUGUAAUGAGCUGGUGUUUUGCAUUGUGUAUAUCUAGAACUUUGAGUUUGUUUUUUACAGCUACCUUUUUAAAUAAGACAGUUUUUCUGUCAAAAUAGAGAAAGGGUCCUUAUGGAUCCUGGACAGAUUUUUCUGAUUUGUGAGUCUCGCCAUCUUUUCUCUGUCCUUGCAACGCAGUGAAAUGUGGUUUCAUUGUUGUGCACAUAAUUAUAUCGGUGCUUAUUCAGAAGACGUGGUGCUAAUUUAUGGAAUUGUGAACUUUUUUUGAGGGAGGGGACCUUAUCAGAAUAUAUUUGGAUGGCCUAGUAUUGUAAGUGCGUAUUUAAUGUGAUAUACAUAUUUGGGAUUUGUUAAGAUGGACUGAACCAUUUAACAAUUUAUACGAGCUGUUUAGAAUUCUGUAAUUCUAAGGGUUAAAUAAGAUUACAAAGCAAUAUUGUUAUAAAAUAACAAAUUUAAAUCUGGGAUGUGAUAUUUUCGACUUAUCAUGGAGCUUAUGUUCCAAAAAUUCCUACAAGUAUCCUUUUGAAAACCAAGUACCUGAAAUAAAUCUGAAAUGAAUGAUGCAGAUUGAAUACUACCAACCAUUAAACCAAGAUUUCUACUUGUGUGUGUGUUUGUGAUUAUCCUGAUUACAUUAAAUCAUUUCUAUGACUAUAUACUGGUUUUUGGGUAAAAAUCGUUAUGAGACCACUGUCAGGAAUGUUUACUGUACUAUGUAUUACUACUGUAACUGCUGAACUUACUAACUCAAUAACAUUAGUUAUUAUGUGUCACCACAAGUCACACCACCUAAAACUACGCCUAAUUAUUCUGUGAGUGGACCCCAAUGAAAAAGUUUGCUUUGGGGCCUCUUUUGACGCCCUCAGUCUCCAGGCCGCUAUGCAUGUACUGUAUAUGUACCCUGUUGUCCCAAUGUUUCCAUUAAA